CUUUAAUCAAUAAAUUGGCUUUAAAAAAACAAAGCAUAUCAUUCACUAAAGAAUAUUAUGUAUGGGAACUAUAUAUGUUUGCAAAAAAAUAGGACAUUCAUAUAAAACCAAAAAAAUAAUUAGAAAGCUCGUACACUGUGAUUAUUUUAUUUGAUUAAGAAACAAAGUAAAAUAUUAAUACUUCAACACUCACAAUCUUGAAUAAUUUAGAAAGAAAGAAAAAUAAACACAAGGCCUCACAUCUACCUAACCUCUCUAAAUGGAAGAAGAAAAUACUUUUGAGCAACAAUUGAAAACCAUUCAAAAGAAAUUCAAAAAAAUUGAUAGUGGUAUUAUUGUCAAAUUGGGUGAAAUAUACAACACACUUUUGAAUACCCUAAAGGCAUCAGCUCACUCUGCUACUCGCAGCAACAUCAUCUUAUAUGGUCUGCCUGGCUCUGGUAGAAAAUCAGCAGUUAGAUAUGCUAUAAGCGAGAUUUUUGAAAGAGAUACUAUGCGCUUAAUUCCUAUUUGGAUUGAUGCUGGAGUGUUUUAAACUGAAAAUGAAUUUGCACUUGAGUUAGUGAGACAGAUUAAGGCCCAAAUAGACGAGGAAGUUGAAUUAUCAAAAAAUGACAUCUUCGACUAAAGCUUCACAUUCAAGAACAUCGAAGGUUCCCUAAAUAGCUAAGAUGGAAUUUGGGUUCUAAUAGUUGACAGGAUUGAAAACUUAGUUAGUUAAAAGAGACAAUCAGUUCUCUAUGCUCUUCUUGACUGGCUUCUAAAUAACCAAAAUCGCCUUACAUUAAUUGGUAUUACUUCAGAUUUAAAAUUUAGUGAGAAACUAGAAAAAAGAGUUAAAAGUAGAUUCUCAGCAGAUCACUUGCACUGUAUGGGAUAUGAAAUAUAAGAUUGUGUCUAAUUGAUAAAAAAAAGAUUUGAAAAAAUAGGAGAUACAGAAUCAUGCUAAAAGCUAAGCUAACAAUUGUUAAAGUGCUUUGAUUCUAAGGAUAUAUAAAAGUUGUUAGAUUUGAACAUCGUUUAAUUGAUGAAACCUAUUUAAUAUGUUUUAAAUGUUAUGUCAACUAUGCUUAACUUAAUUGAUUGUAGAGUGUUAGAAAAUAAGAUAAAAACUAAUUUUUUAUCUUAAUACGUUCAUGAUUUGCUUCAAUAGGCUUUAGAUUUGCAUCAACCAUUUACUGGUUUAAUGUAUGUUGAAAAUUUAUCUGAAGCUGAGAAGUAAGUUUUGAUAUGUGUAGCAAGAUUGAUUUAGCAUGAGAAAUAUCCAAUCACAUUUAACGCCAUUUAAAAUGAAAUUACAUAACAUAGAAAAAGGAUGUAAUAAGGAACCCACAUUUUCUUCACAUCAAAAGUAUUGUAAAAAGCUACAGAAAACCUUAUUCAGCUAAAAAUUUUAAGAUUACAAGAUAACGAAGAAGCAGAAGCUAACGGAAAAUUAGACGAAACAAAAAAUAUAAUAUUGUUAGUUGAUUUUCAAUAACUAAGAAGUUACUUAUUUGAAAAUGCUGAUAAAUUACCUGAAUCUUUAAAAGAUUUAGCAGAAGUUUGAUUUAAUUAAGAUCUCUCAACUCACAAAAUAUUUAUAAUAGUAGCCUUUUUUAACUUAUUUGAACAAAAAUAAUCUCUAUUUAGCAAAAGCGAGUUUAUAGUUCAAAAAAGAAGUGUAAUUAAUCAAUGAAGGAAUCAAAAUAAUUCUAACUCAUCUGUGGCCCCCUCUUCCAUACAAACACGUGCUUUGAAUGGAGCAGCGAAAAAAAUAUGUAUUAAAAUAUAAAAUAGAAUAAGAAAAGGAAAUCUAGAAUGUGUAAAGAAUUGCUUGCAAGCUUUAGCUAGUUUUGUUUAGAAAUAUUGCUUGCUAAUUAAAAUUUUUGAUAUUAAUUAAAUAAAAAAUCCUCGUUUUGCAAUUUUAUGUAAUAUCUAUUAUAUAUAUGUGUACUAUUUAUAAAAGCUUGGUGCUCUGAAUUAAAAUGCAAAACAUUCUAGAGAAAAGAAGGACAGAUGUAAGCAGAAGGAAGAGGAAAGACUAUUGGGUGGUGGCACAGGAAACAAAAUUAGUAGUGAAUUGCGAAUUUUAUGAAAAAUAGAACAUUAUAAAUUCAUCUUAACAAAAUACUACAAGAAUUACAUACAGACAGGUAAGAAUAAACAAGCCAGGUAUUAAGCAAAGGAUUUUAGAAGGAAAAUACAAAAAAAAUAAUAUAAUGAAGCAAGCAAGCAAACAAUGUGAUAAAAAAUAAAUUAAUUAAUUUGAAUACAAAAAAUCUUUAAUUAAAAAUUGCUGCUUCUUGUUUUUUGAAAUUUCUUGAUCUUUUAAUUUCUAUCAAUUAAUUUCUUUCAGAUUUAAUGACGAAAAGAAGAAGUUAAUGAUUGAUUUAUUGAUUAGACAUAAAGAAAAAAAGCGAAUUAUAUUAAAAAAAUAAAAGACUCUAUAAUUAUUUUUACUAAACAAUUUGAUUGAUCAAUUGAUAGAUCAAUCAAUCGAUCCAUCCAUCGAAUCGAAUGAUUAAAUUAUUUAAUUUACUUUUCAAAUAUUUUUCACUAAAUCCACAGUAAUUCUAAUAUUUUAGGAUUUAUUCUUUCUUUUAUUCAUACAUACAGAUGGACUGAUAUUUAAGAAUUUUUUAGAAGAUUACUAUAGCUUAGAAAAGAAAGAAUUUAUGAUGCUAUCUAAAUUAGAAUAUUUUAUAUUUAGCAUGAUUGAAUUUCAAAUAAUUUAAAAUCCAUAAGAUUUUUACGAAUUCGCAAAGUUUAAAUUCGCUGCUAUUUGCGCACUCAAUUUUAGUUUGUUCUUUCUUUCUUCCUUCUCUUUCACAUUUUACUGAAAAUUUAAUGCAAAAUGAACAUAAGAAAGAGUUAAGAAAUUAUUUAAUAUGUAAUGAGAAUAUCCUGAAAUUUAAAAAAUUUUUUAAUAAGAUUUUAAUAAUUCGAAUAUAUUUUUUUAAAAAUCUACUUGCUAUUCGCUUUAUUAUUUUACAUACAGAAAUUAAUUAAGUUACGUUUAAUCCUUUUAUUUUUGCAGCUUAUGUUGUAGGAAAAUCAAGAAAAUUGCCACAAUAUACAAUAAAAAUCAUUUUUUUUGUUACUUUCUCAACUGCUACAAAUUUUUACUAUUGAAAUUAAAUAUAAUAAAAUUGUAUAGAGAAAGUAUGAUGCAGCAGAAAAAUAAACAACAAAUAAACAAAUAAAAGUAAUUAUUGCAUGAAAUUUUUAAAAACAAACAAUAAAUUUAAGUGUUCUGUUUUAUUUGUUAAUCUUUCUUUUUCUUUCUCGCUUCCCCCUUAAAUAUAUUAUUUAAAUGAUGAAUUGUAAAAAAAGAUGUAUAUUUUAUGUGUUUGUAAUCAGUAAGAGUGGGAGGAUUGCGAGAAAGAAGAAGAAGUAAAAAAAACAAAAUAAAUGAAAUGAAUUUUUAUAUAUGAAUGAUAAUUAAAAGAAUAUUUACUUUUUACUAAUUUUAUUAUUUGCUUACGCAUGUCAUACGAAAUAAUAACAAUCUAUCUAUCAAUCAAUUGCUUAUAACAGCAAUUGUUAAGAAGAUGGAAACGAACGACAGUAAUAGGUUGGGAAGGGGAAAAAAUAAAAAUAAUAUAUACAAGAGACACGCAAGCAUUCACAGCAAAUAAAAUUUAAGAAAAGAAAAAAAGGGAAAAAAAAAAUCAAAUAAUAUCAAAAAAUAAACUAAGACGUAUUCAAAAAGAAAGAGGGAAAACGCGGUCUCAAAGAAAAAUUAAAUCAAAUCAAAUCAAAAUAAAAUAAAUAUGUUUGUUUGCUAGUUUUUUUGUGGGGAGGGGAGAAAUCAUGCAAAAUUUAAUUAAAGAUUUACAUGAGAAAAAAAAAGAGGAAAAAAUAAAUAUUUGAUUUGGUAAGGAGUCUAUAAUCAAAGUUAAUUUUAUUUGAAAAAAUCAAAAACAGGAAGUGUAAGUUCUACGAUGAGUUGACAGGCUUUCUAACCUGCUUUUUUUUAAAAUCUUAUUCUGUGCAAAUGUGCAUUGAAAUAGACUAACUCGUAUGUCUCUAUCAGACAGCGCGUCGUCUACAUCAGAGAUGAUUUUUAAAUUUUGAAGAUAAUAUUAAUUAUUACUUUAAUUCUACUCUUCCUUCUCCAAUUCGAUUAAGAGAAGAGCUGGACAUAACAAGAGAUUAAUAUCAAUAGAUCACCCUAUUUAAUUUAUUUAUAAAUUCUAUCGACUUUAUUUAUAAUAAUGAUGAGCUCACUUAAUAGGAUUCUUUAUUUUUUCUGAUUAUUUAAAUAUAUUUUUAUUGAUUUAAAGGAAUCAAUCCAACUAAUACUCACUUUUUUUCUAAUGCACUUUUCAUUUUAAUUGAUUGGUAUGCUUGAAUACAAAGCAGAUAAAUGAGGGUUUGUUUAAUAUAAUUUUUUAAUAAAAUAGGGAAAGGUAAAUUCAUUUGAAUGUUUGUUUGUUUGA
Molecule: messenger RNA, 4424 nt
Organism: Tetrahymena thermophila SB210
Lineage: Eukaryota; Ciliophora; Oligohymenophorea; Hymenostomatida; Tetrahymenidae
Product: origin recognition complex subunit 4, putative
Exons: 10
Biological process (GO): DNA replication; DNA replication initiation
Cellular component (GO): nuclear origin of replication recognition complex; nucleus
Molecular function (GO): DNA replication origin binding
Source: RefSeq, a predicted model, not a curated record